Hevea brasiliensis (rubber tree) is the source of this 2373-nucleotide messenger RNA. RefSeq names its product RCC1 domain-containing protein RUG3, mitochondrial. Lineage: Eukaryota; Viridiplantae; Streptophyta; Magnoliopsida; Malpighiales; Euphorbiaceae. The coding region runs from base 456 to 1928 and encodes 490 amino acids. The transcript has 8 exons. The record is from RefSeq and is a predicted model, not a curated record. Gene Ontology annotation, molecular function: transferase activity.
CAGUUCCACCCCGGGGUCCAGUGCUCCACCCUCUCGGCCCUCUUGUCUCCUCUCAUUCUCUAAACUCUCCCUAAAACCCUAACACCACCGCCCGCCACUACCGCCACAAACGUUCCCCCUUCACCAUUGGUCUUCGCCUCCCACUCACCAUUUCCAUGUUCGUCUAGCCCGCUUGAACGUCAAUAAAAGCAUUAGCGAAAAUAAAAGAGGGGAAACGACUUGAACGUCCGGUUACCGACUCCACUAACCUGAUACGCAUAUAAAAAUCGAUCAUCCUCUUCACAUGGUUCUGAAAAUGACCCAGUAGCUAAGAAAUGCGAUAUAUUCUCUGGAGAGUCAAGACUCAGGAGUGGGUGCCAAAUCCUGGACCCCUAUACUACACAAACAGAACAUAAUGUUUUGUCAAUACAUGAGCAUCAAAAUUGCAUGAGAUAUGCAGACCUGGGACUGAGUUCAUGAAAUGGACAUGGAAACCAGAUGGGUGUGAUCUAACUGUUUUCGACCCCGCUCAGUUCCUGGAAAUUGUUAGAGGCAAGUCUAUGGCUUAUGUUGGAUUCUCUUUGGGCAGAAACCAAAUGCAUUCCUUGAUGUCCCUUCUGUCCAGGCCAUUCACUCGCCGCAUCUCCUCAUCAUCUGCCACCAGAAACAAGGUGCCUAUACUCUACAAAAGCUCAGAAAUCAAUGACCACAACAAAAAUGAGGCUGUAAUGCUCCAGCUCUUCUCCUGGGGAAGAGGCACAUCUGGCCAGCUUGGUGGUGGCAGUGAACAAAUGCAAUUGUACCCAGCCCUAAUAGUCAACCUCCAGGUGUUGCCCUCCUCUUUCAUACUCUCACCAACACCAGGGCAACUUGUUAACAAGGAUCACAAUUGCAUUAACAAACAAGUUCUUGAAGUGGGAAUUUCUUGUGGAUUAUUUCAUUCUGCACUGCUUGUAGAUGGUAGUUUUUGGAUUUGGGGAAAAGGUGAUGGGGGCCGUCUAGGCUUUGGACAUGAGAAUCCUGUAUUUGUUCCCACGCUGAACCCUAAUCUGGAUGGCGUUCGGUGUAUUGCUCUAGGUGGCAUCCAUUCCGUUGCCCUCACUUCCCUCGGUCAGGUCUUCACAUGGGGUUAUGGUGGUUUUGGUGCACUGGGACAUUCUGUUUAUCACAGAGAACUGCUUCCUAGAUUGGUUGAAGGCUUUUGGAAUGGGAAAAUACAGCAUAUUGCCACUAGUGGCACACAUACUGCUGCAGUCGCUGAAUCAGGGGAACUUUAUACUUGGGGACGAGAUGAGGGGGAUGGUAGGCUGGGCCUUGGCCCUGGGAGGGGCCCAAAUGAAGGAGGUGGACUUAGUAUCCCUUCCAAAGUAAAUGCACUACCUGUUCCUGUUGCUGCUGUUUCCUGUGGUGGUUUCUUCACAAUGGUGUUGACAGAGGAUGGGCAAAUUUGGAAUUGGGGAGCAAACUCAAACUAUGAGCUUGGAAGAGGUGAUAAGAUUGGCAGUUGGAAACCAAAACCAAUUCCUAGUCUUGAAGAUGUUCGUAUUAUUCAGAUAGCAAGCGGUGGAUAUCACUCACUUGCCUUAACUGAUGAAGGUAAAAUUCUUUCAUGGGGCUUUGGUGGACAUGGUCAGCUGGGCCAUCCUUCAAAUCAAAACCAGAAAAUACCAGUGGUGAUUGACGCUUUAGCUGAUCAACGCGUUGUUUAUAUUGCCUGUGGAGGUUCAUCUUCAGCAGCUGUAACUGAUAAAGGGAAGCUUUACAUGUGGGGAAAUGCCAAAGAUUCUCAAUUGGGGAUUCCAGGUCUGCCAGAGGUGCAACCAUGUCCUGUUGAGGUCAAUUUUCUAAUGGAGGAUGAUGAUGACCUGGGACCCCACAAUGUGCUGUCUGUUGCUGUUGGUGCAUCUCAUGCAAUGUGUUUGGUUUUGCGAUCAGGCCGACCGAUAUAAUUGUUCCUCUGGUUUUAAGGUUUAUAAGAGUCUGCAGUACAGAGCUUCAAAAGAUAGAUGCAUAGAGAAAUGUUUGAUGAGCUGAACCAAGAAUGAGUAGCAAAUGAGAAGUGUUGCAUUUCAUUGGGACACCUAGAAGCUUGAUGUGAAUCUUUCAAGUGCUAUGAGGAUUCUGUUGUGAUCUCUUCAUUCUUGGGAUUAGAUAGAUGUUCAUUUAAUAAACUGGGGAGUUAUCAAUUGAUUUGAUACUGAUGCACCAAUUGUUAGGUACUUCCAGUUUCAUAGUCUCGUUUAAUGUGACCAUUGUUCCAUCUCAUAUGUAUUUUCUUUGUUAUUUCUUAGGCUAGCACAAUUAUGUCUGCUCAAAACUCAAAGCACAAUGUAAGUGGCCGUUGCAGUGCUUUUUCAUGGCACAAAUCGAUGAUGAACAUUUUGUUUUGAGUUA